Messenger RNA from Rotaria sordida, 397 nucleotides. Lineage: Eukaryota; Metazoa; Rotifera; Eurotatoria; Philodinida; Philodinidae. The record is from the annotation of a GenBank genome assembly.
AUGUAUUGUCCUGUUCCAAAAGUAGCUACAAAAACUAUUCUUACUGUUAUGCUUUAUAUGCAUGUGCGUGACAUCAACGAACAUCUCAAUACUAAUUGGACAAAUAUUGAUGUUUUUAGAGCUCAAAUGGAACAAAUGAUCAAUAUUUCUGGUUUCAUUCAGGAUCUUCGACAGAAUGGAAUUACAAUUCCAAAAACAGAAGAACCGAAAUCUUUGACAACGUUUCUUCUUAAAGCUUUAAUAUUAUCAGAUGAUCAAUAUACACCUGGUCAAUCUCAACUCUUUUUAUCUCAUUUUCAAAUUGAUGAAUUUAUUAAUCUUCAAUCUCUAACAUUGAUUGAAAUCGAAAGGAAAUCAUUAGAAAUUAUCAAUGAACAUUUAUAUAAACUCAAUCGUU